AUGUCCACCUCUCCCGCUGCUGUUCCAACCACACCGAGUCUUCACACAGGAGAGUCCUACCAGGAGAAGGCUUGGAGAAAAUUUAGGGAGCAACCAUUAGUCCCUAUCGGUACCCUUGUGACAUGCGGUGCACUGAUAAUGGCAGCAGUCAAAAUGAGACGAGGCGACUCCCAAUCUCUGAAUAACUGGCUACGUGUUCGCGUCAUCGCUCAAGGUGCAACUAUCGCCGCUGUCUGUGCAGGAACCUACGCAAUGAGCUCGAACGUCGGUGAUGAAACGAGACAAACGAGACAGAUUGACGAGAUACAGGCACACCGAGAAGCUCGUGCGGGUAGGGAGCGAAAAGAGUUUGAGGACCGUCUGAAAGAUGCGGAAAAGCAGUGGAAAGAGACUGAAGACGCUGUAUCACGGAGGGACUUGAACACGAAUAUUGUCAAGGGUGUCUCGACCCCCAACGUGCUGCCAGUCGUUGAAGACCAAACACUUCAAAGUUCAUCGCAGUCUGGUUCAAGUUGGUCAAGGUAUGUUAGGUGGCCAUGGAACGGAUCUUCUACCUCCUCAAACUCAAGUACUGUGGGCGACAAAAAAUCAUCGUGA
Suillus subalutaceus is the source of this 597-nucleotide messenger RNA. Its product is annotated as hypoxia induced protein conserved region-domain-containing protein. The transcript is spliced from 2 exons. The record is from RefSeq and is a predicted model, not a curated record. Bases 1 to 597 code for a protein of 198 amino acids. Lineage: Eukaryota; Fungi; Basidiomycota; Agaricomycetes; Boletales; Suillaceae.